Aegilops tauschii subsp. strangulata is the source of this 498-nucleotide messenger RNA. Lineage: Eukaryota; Viridiplantae; Streptophyta; Magnoliopsida; Poales; Poaceae. The record is from RefSeq and is a predicted model, not a curated record.
AUGAUGCUGUGGAAACGCUUCAUGGAGACCCGUAUGGUGGCCGCGUCCUCCCCAACCGCCGCCGCCCGCACCAAGAGUGCGGCCACCUACACCGAGAGUGCCGCCGCAUCCGCAUUGAGCGCAUCCGCAUACGCUGAGAGGGCAUCUGCGGCAGCUGAGACGGCUGCGGUUGCUGCUGCGAUGGCGGCUGCAAACGCUGAGAGUGCUCGAGCUGCCGUCUGUGCCACCAAUCUCGCCAUAGCACGGGUCGAGGCCAUCCACACCAAGAUCGAGUACGCACACGCCAAGAUAUUCCAGACCACCUCGGAAUCCAGCAUUCAACCCACGUUCGAAAAGGCAGCGGUGGCCAUGGGGCACCUGCUUCCUCAUGAGAUCGCCGAGCGGGAGCUAGAGAUGCAUGAGGCGGCGGAUAUCGAGGAGCGUCGGGAGAAGGAGUUGCGCGUGGCUGAGGUCGAGGUAGAGAAGAGUCUGUCCGUCGAGGAAUCGGCGCUGGAGUAA